GAGAGCGGGGUAGCCCGGCGCUUACACAUGUCACAUGUGCUUUUUAAGACGGCCGGGAGCGCCUGCGAGCUGGAUCUGGUGGAGGAUGCUGCGGCAGGUGCUUCGCAGAGGGCUCCAGUCGUUCUGCCACAGGCUGGGCUUGUGCGUGAGCCGGCACCCGGUCUUUUUCCUCACCGUGCCCGCAGUCCUGACCAUCACCUUCGGCUUCAGCGCGCUCAACCGCUUCGAGCCCGAGGGCGACCUGGAGCGCCUGGUCGCUCCCAGCCACAGCCUGGCCAAGAUCGAGCGCAGCCUGGCCAGCAGCCUUUUCCCCCUGGACCAGUCCAAAAGCCAGCUCUAUUCGGACUUGCACACCCCUGGGAGGUAUGGCAGGGUGAUCCUCCUCUCCCCACCCGGGGACAAUAUUUUGCUCCAGGCUGAGGGGAUCCUGCAGACCCACCGAGCCGUGCUGGAAAUGAAGGAUGGGAGGAACGGUUUUAUUGGACACCAACUGGGCGGGGUAGUGGAAGUACCAAACAGCAAGGACCAGCGGGUCAAGUCAGCCAGAGCCAUUCAAAUCACCUACUACCUCCAGACCUAUGGCUCUGCCACCCAAGACCUCAUAGGGGAGAAGUGGGAGAAUGAGUUCUCUAAGCUUAUGAGGAAGCUCCAGGAGGAGCAUCAAGACCUCCAGCUCUACUCUUUAGCAUCCUUUAGCCUCUGGAGAGACUUUCAUAAGACCAGCAUCAUGGCCAGAAGCAAAGUCCUGGUGAGCCUUGUGUUGAUCCUGACCACAGCCACCCUUUCCAGCUCCAUGAAGGACUGCUUGCGCAGUAAGCCCUUCCUGGGCCUCCUGGGGGUACUCACAGUGUGCAUCUCCAUCAUCACGGCAGCAGGGAUCUUCUUCAUCACUGAUGGAAAGUACAACUCCACCCUGCUGGGAAUCCCGUUCUUCGCCAUGGGUCAUGGAACUAAAGGAGUAUUUGAACUUCUGUCUGGAUGGCGGAGAACCAAAGAGAAUUUGUCCUUCAAAGACAGGAUAGCAGAUGCCUAUUCUGAUGUGAUGGUCACCUACACCAUGACCAGCUCCCUGUACUUUAUCACCUUUGGUAUGGGUGCCAGCCCAUUCACAAACAUAGAGGCUGUGAAGGUCUUCUGUCAGAACAUGUGUGUCUCCAUUCUGUUGAACUACUUCUACAUUUUCUCCUUCUUUGGGUCCUGUCUCGUCUUUGCUGGCCAACUAGAGCAAAACCGCUACCACAGCAUCUUUUGCUGCAAGAUCCCUUCUGCAGAGUACCUGGAUCGCAAGCCUGUGUGGUUCCAGGCAGUGAUGAGCGAUGGGCAUCAACAGACAUCCCAUCACGAGACGAACCCCUACCAGCAUCACUUCAUUCAGCACUUCCUCCGAGAACAUUACAAUGAGUGGAUUACCAAUAUCUACGUGAAGCCAUUUGUUGUCAUCCUGUAUCUCAUUUAUGCCUCCUUCUCCUUCAUGGGGUGCUUACAGAUCAGUGACAGAGCCAACAUCAUCAACCUACUAGCCAGUGAUUCCCCAAGCGUUUCCUUCGCCGUGGUUCAGCAAAAAUAUUUCAGCAACUACAGCCCCGUGAUAGGAUUCUACAUCUACGAGCCCCUGGAGUACUGGAACAGCAGCGUCCAGGAGGACCUACGAAGGCUCUGUAGUGGAUUCACUGCAGUGUCCUGGGUGGAGCAGUACUAUCAGUUCCUGAAAGUCAGCAACGUCAGUGCCAAUAACAAGAGUGACUUCAUCAGUGUCCUACAGAGCUCAUUUUUAAAAAAACCAGAAUUCCAGCACUUUCGAAACGAUAUCAUCUUCUCCAAGGCAGGAGAUGAAAACAACAUCAUUGCUUCUCGCUUGUAUCUGGUGGCCAGGACUAGCAGAGACAAGCAGAAGGAAGUCAUAGAAGUGUUAGAAAAGUUGAGGCCCCUAUCCCUCUCAAAGAGCAUCCGAUUCAUCGUGUUCAACCCCUCCUUUGUUUUCAUGGACCAUUACAGCUUGUCUGUCACAGUGCCUGUUCUGAUUGCAGGCUUUGGUGUUCUCCUGGUGUUAAUCCUGACUUUUUUCCUAGUGAUCCACCCCCUGGGAAACUUUUGGCUAAUUCUUAGCGUCACCUCAAUUGAGCUGGGCGUUCUGGGCUUAAUGACAUUAUGGAACGUCGACAUGGAUUGCAUUUCUAUCUUGUGCCUUAUCUACACCUUGAAUUUCGCCAUUGACCACUGUGCACCACUGCUUUACACAUUUGUAUUAGCAACUGAGCACACCCGAACACAAUGUAUAAAAAGCUCCCUGCAAGAGCAUGGGACAGCCAUUUUGCAAAAUGUUACUUCUUUUCUUAUUGGGUUGGUCCCCCUUCUAUUUGUGCCUUCGAACCUGACCUUCACACUGUUCAAAUGCUUGCUGCUCACUGGGGGUUGCACACUUCUGCACUGUUUUGUUAUUUUACCUGUGUUCCUAACCUUUUUCCCCCCUUCCAAAAAGCACCACAAGAAAAAGAAACGGGCCAAACGAAAGGAGAGAGAAGAAAUUGAAUGCAUAGAAAUUCAAGAGAACCCUGAUCACGUCACCACAGUCUGAGGGGUGCAGACUAAUGGAUUAUUUUUCUUUUCCAGUAUUGCACAAUGAUGCAGGGCGAGGAAAGCUCAGACCUCAGCUGCUUGGGCUGGCCAGGAGUAACAAGGCAAGUCAGAUCAAGAGUGCAUUAUUCAUGACACAUCAAGGUGUCUGCUUCUUGGGGGGAAGAGGGAAUAAGAAAAGGGGGGAAAGUUCUUUGCAACCUUGUUCUCUACUAAAGAUAAUUUUCUGGAUGUAAUCUUAGAGUUCUUCCAAGGAAUGGACAAAUCAAUG
Messenger RNA from Propithecus coquereli (Coquerel's sifaka), 2845 nucleotides. It is a transcript of the gene PTCHD4, whose product is annotated as patched domain containing 4. The record is from RefSeq and is a predicted model, not a curated record. The coding region runs from base 35 to 2575 and encodes 846 amino acids. Lineage: Eukaryota; Metazoa; Chordata; Mammalia; Primates; Indriidae. The transcript has 3 exons. Gene Ontology annotation, cellular component: membrane.